Messenger RNA from Funneliformis mosseae, 1935 nucleotides. NCBI's taxonomy places the organism in Eukaryota, Fungi, Glomeromycota, Glomeromycetes, Glomerales, Glomeraceae. The record is from the annotation of a GenBank genome assembly.
AUGUCAUCAAAAAUUACUCAGGUCUUUCGUAGGACCGUUUUCCCAACUCACUUCGUUGCUCCUCGAGUUCAAUGCCUUCAAUCACCGAGACCUUAUUUGCCACUUUCAAGAACUCUAAAGUCUUGGCAGGAUUUAUUCCAGGAAAUAAAUCAAGUAAUUAAGGAUUUAAGACAGAAAAAUGACGAUAUAAACCAGCAAAAUAAACUUUUGAGAAACAAAUUAGAAGAAUUAUAUAAAUAUCGGUAUCACGACUUGGUAUUACAUCAAGAUCGUAAUUACGACGUGCCUAAAGAUCCAAGAAAAUGGACGGUUAAUAGUGCUAUUCAGAAUAAAUUUCGUAAUGAUGUAUAUUUUGUUGAUCUAGAGGAGACGAACGUUCCAUUUCUUGAUAAGAUUCUGAGUGGAGAAUUUGUGGCUUUAUAUGGUGCAAGGGCCUCCGGAAAAUCUACACGGGUGUUUCAAGCUAUGGAAAAGUUGAAAAGCCAAGGCAUUGUUUGCAUUUAUGUAACUUUUGAGCAUUUUAACAUGGAAAAUAAAGACAGAUUCUGGUUGUCAAUGGGUACCGCACUUAACAUUAAUGCACCCAAAUACUUCGGAAAUGGUGAUGUCAAAUCUUCUGAUGAUUUUUUGCGAAAAUUUCAGAAAGCACAAUGGAAUGAUAAACAUGUUGUUCUCUUCAUUGAUGAGAUCGAUGCAUUGCUUGGAGCACAUGAUGAUAUUAAAUCCUCAUUCCUUGGAGUAAUUCGUGCCAUUAAAAACACAAAGGAAAAUUAUGCUCUCUUGUCUUCGGUAGCCAUCGGUCCCUUUAGUAUUUUACAUCUGAGUUCAGACAGAAUAACCACGUCUCCAUUCAACAUUAAGGAUCCAUUUAGAAACCCAGAUUUCACGCUGGAACAAGUGCAGACCGUAUAUAAGGAGUUUGAGGAUGACUUCAAUUUGACCAUUGAUCCGGAGAUCAUUGAGGAUAUCUACAAUCGGACAAAUGGGCAUGCUUCUCUUGUCUGCCUUUGCGGAAAAGCUAUCCAUUCAUAUUUAAUGCCAAAACUCGAUGAAAACAGAAGGCUUGGCUUCUCAACCUGGUUAAACUUUGUUAUCAGUUAUAUGCAAGAUACGAUAUUUGAUUAUAACACCUUCAGAAAGAUGGUUACUACACUUAAAAAGAAAGAAACCAGGCCUGCUAUAGAACUUCUUCGAUCUGUUUUCCUAGGAUUUUUCGAUUUUGUGCAAAUCAAUGACCCUGAAGAAAAAAGACUAGCAGAAUUCUUGACAGCUGAGGGGGUGCUAAUGAGGGAUGAAAUGAAAAAGAAUAAUUUUAGAAUGUCAUCUAUUUUUACAGAUGAUCUGAUUCGGCAACAAAUUUUGCAGACGGCCAUACAGUUUUUUGAUAAGGGCAUGAUUUCUAAUGGAUUCAUUAGGUCAUUUAAAAGUUCAGGUGAGUUGCGUGUAGAUGGUGAAAAAAAGAAACGUGUUCCCCAAGAAAGAGUUUACGACUCAGAGCUAAAUAGGGUCCUAGUUAACUGGCUCGUCAGAAAUAAUGGCUUGGAGGUCACUGGACAGUGGCAUAUGGUAGAACAUCAUGCCAACAAAGAUAAAUAUAUUGACACAUAUAGUGAUAUAGUAAUUACAGCGAAAUAUCAAAGAAUUGUUCUCGAACUUUUAGCUACUGCAACAAGAAGGGACCUCAAUGAACACUUUAAAAUGGUGCUUGAGUAUGCUGAAAAAUUAUCUGCGGACGAUAUUUGGAUAGUACAUUUUACGUGUGAAGAUCGUUAUGCAACUCAUGAGGAUGUUCAUUGGCCAUCUGAUGAUAGAAUUAAUGUUAUACACUGCUUUCACAACCAGAUAUUUGAAAAUGUACUAAUGAAUGUCCGAUAUGUAGAUAGCUCUGGUACAAUUAAAUAUAUUAGAGAUGAGGCCAUACCUUUACAAUCUUAA